This is a messenger RNA of Oreochromis aureus, 2036 nucleotides long. Its product is annotated as class I histocompatibility antigen, F10 alpha chain-like. The transcript has 6 exons. The record is from RefSeq and is a predicted model, not a curated record. Lineage: Eukaryota; Metazoa; Chordata; Actinopteri; Cichliformes; Cichlidae. Gene Ontology annotation, cellular component: external side of plasma membrane. Bases 53 to 790 code for a protein of 245 amino acids. Gene Ontology annotation, biological process: immune response.
UGGUUUAAUGUAAAGUCUUUUUUUCCUGAAAGGUGUUCACAAUUGGCAGAGAAUGUAUGGCUGUGAAUGGGAUGAUGAAACUGGAAAGGUUAAAAGUUAUGACCAGUUUGGCUAUGAUGGAGAAGACUUUGUAGCGCUUGACCUGGAAACAGAGACGUGGAUCGCUCCAACACCUCAGGCUGUCAUCACCAAACACAAGUGGGAGAAUGACAGGGGUUUGAUGGCUCAGGAAAAGGAUUACUUCACCCAGAUUUGUCCUGAGUGGCUGAAGAAGUAUGUGAACUAUGGGAGGAGCUCUCUGAUGAAAACAGUUCUUCCCUCAGUGUCUCUCCUCCAGAAGGCUCCCUCCUCUCCGGUCACCUGCCAUGCUACAGGUUUCUAUCCUAACAGAGCUGAGAUGGUUUGGAGGAAAGAUGGAGUGGAGCUUCAUGAGGGUGUGGAGAAAGGAGAGAUCGUCCCCAACAAUGAUGAGAACUUUCAGUUGAGUGUUGAUCUGGAUCUUUCAUCAGUCACACCUGAAGACUGGCAGAAGUACGACUGUGUGUUUCAGCUCUCUGGUGUGAACGAGGACAUCGUCACCAAACUGGACAAAGCAGUGAUCAAGACCAACAAGGGUAAAAGUGAUGAAGGAAAUUCCCUCACCACGAUCAUCCCGAUCAUCGUUGCAACCCUUGUUCUCGCAGUGAUUGCUGUAAUUGGUUUCAUUGUCUACAAAAAGAGAACAGAAAAACGUCCCCCAUCUCCUGUAGAGAACGCCGAGGUACAGGAGCAAAUGAUUCCUAAAGCCUAAGUGACAAACAACCCUGCACACAGUUUAUGGACAAAUUUUGCACUGAAACAAGGAGCAGUGUCAGCUCAUUUGCCCCCAUAAACUGUGACCUCAUUGGUUUUCAUCAUUUACAUCAUAAAAUGAAGUGUUGAGAAUCUAGUUGUAGAUGCUUAUUGAUUGAAAUUGACGGAAAUAAGUUUGCUCAACAAAUCUAACAUAAUAGUGACAUUUAAUUAUUGCGUUUAGUUUCCAAUUUAAUUAAUAUAAGGUGUAAUUUCUUCUGACAAAUCAAACAAGGAUGCCUACCAGGGGAGAAGCAGAGCAUGUUUAAAAAAUAUUUAACACAAUGAAAGCAUCACAGCAGUCUCAAUACAAUCAAAGUUUAAGAUUUUUGUGUUCCUCUUAAACAGAACCACUAUAUUUAGUUUAUGGUGUUGGGUUUUCUUUCACACAUACAAAUUGAUAACACAAAUGUAGAUAUACAUUAAGAGAGAGAUUUACGUAAAUAUAUUCUGUGAGAGUCUGGUGAUAUGAUGAUAUAUUUUAAGAUUUGUCAGUCAUUAAAGAGAGCAAUACUAAAAAUGCUAUGUAAACUGAUUUUAAAUGUAAACUGUUCUUGUCAGUCUAAAUUCUUGUUUAACGAUGUUCAUCCUAAUGAUGAACCUCGGCCUCUGGACAGAUGUUAUCUGCAGCUCUCAGUGAGAUAAAGCACGAUAGAAACGGGGUGGGUGAGCGACUGAAUCAUUGUGAUGAUUAGCUAGAUUUGUCAGUAAUGCUAUUUUUACAUUUCGCUCACAUCUCUAAAUUAUUUGUUUCCAGAACACACAUAUGAAGUAAAUAUGAAGUAAGUAAAUUAGAUAUCAGUGUGACCCAUCAUUGUUCACAUAUUGUUCGCAACUGUAAAUUAACAAAUUAUUUUUGAAAAAUUCUUUACAAUUUGCUUGUAUAUUUCUUUAAAACUGAAUGAAAGUAAAAAUGUGUUGAUUUCAACCAGACCUAAGCAGGUAAUUCAUGUUUUUUCUAUAUUUCUUUGAUUCAUGAUCUGUUAUGAUCUUUAGUUUAAUGUCAGAUUUUAGUUUAAGGAGAAAUUUGUCUGAUAUUUUAUGUAUUUUGGGACUUAACGGGGAUUUUCCAUUCAGAAAUGAAAUGGUGAUGCUCAAAUCACUGCUGGUGUUGGGUUUGGUCAGUGGUAUCAGUAAAAAUACAUUGCCAUCUUAUUGAUUUUUGUUCUUUUGCUUUUCAAUAAAGUCCCUUUAUAAAAUCCUUA